AGCGGAAAUGAUAGUCUGUGCCUUUAAAGGCUCCUUGGGAUAAUUUCGCCUUGAUGGAUUCGGGGCACUCAGACUGAAACGAUUGCAUUCUUGCCACCAGUCCCUUCCAGACAGAGAAAUGUGUGCCUGAGGAAGGUCUAUGUCAAGGACCGAUUAUUUUAUAUAGUGGAAGCUACUGAUGGAUAAAACCAGGUCUUGAUCGGAGGAUGCGGACUGCACCUUUUUAGCACGUAGCCUACCAUGCACUUUCAUCGCUCUCAGCCUCCUUAAGUCGUGCCAGUUCCAGUUCUCACUGGAGGUUUCUGUUGUUUACAUCUGUGAAAUAAAACGUUGAAGAUUUACACGUGGACGUUUGACCUUUCUUUAAGCUGUAAGCUUAGACUAUUUUUAUAAUUUUUUUCCCGUUCUCUUUUUUGUGCAAUUUAAUCAUUGGAGCGAGCCAUACUGAUUUUGCUUACAUGGACCUACUUCUUGGCAGAAUGCUAUGGUGGUGACGGCCUAUCUUUUUCUUCCAGAAGAAUAUCGUGAGCCACUUGCCUCUUACCGACAAGAUUUUGUGAUAAAACAUUUUUAUAUUUUCUUUUAAUAGACUUUGGAUACCAUGUUUCUCGACAUCGUCUUCAUAAAGUAUAUCGGGCUGUACUGCUGUGAAAUAUGCAAGAAUGGAUUAUUUGACGAGCUGUUUGCUCUGAACGACAUCGUUUAAAAUGAAGAAUCUCAAGAAAAGAAAUAAAACGAUGACCUCAUCGCAGUCGGUAUGGAUUUCAGAUGUAGUUUAUAGUAUCUUUUUGACGUAAACCGACAAUGAUUUUGAAUUUUCACCGACUGAAGUGCAGACAGCCCAAAUGUUUUCUUCUGUAGCCUACCUAUGCACCUAUAUCAGAAUCUGUCACCAACUGCAGAUUAUGUAGGGUGUUUUUAUUUUUCGCUUGUGGUGUAAACAUUACUGGAAGGAGAUAGGUUCACUUAAUGUUGGAUUAUCACGUCUCGUCAAUAGAGUGGUCGCAUAGAUGGCGAAUACAAGUGAUCUGGGGGAAAGCAACCCAUCGCUUCAGAAUUAUGCUAUCACUGCCUCUGCGGUGAAGCUGGCCUCCCUGGGACUCAUUAUUUGCACCAGUCUGAUAGGGAACGUGUCGCUGUCCCUCCUGGUGCUGAAAGACAGCACCCUACACAAGGCUCCCUACUAUUUUCUUCUAGAUCUGUGCUUGGCCGAUAUCAUUCGGACGACUGUUUGCUUCCCCUUCGUGAUGAUCUCUAUAAGCAGUGGCUCCAUCUGGGCAUACAGUCUAAUAAGCUGCAAGAUCAUCGCGUUCAUGGCAGUCCUCUUCUGUUUUCACAUAGCAUUCAUGCUCUUCUGCGUCAGCGUUACACGAUACAUGGCUAUCGCUCACCACAGAUUUUAUUCCAAACGAAUGACACUGUGGACAUGUGUAGCUAUUAUCUGCAUGGUGUGGACCCUCUCUAUCGCGAUGGCAUUCCCUCCGGUGUUCGAUGUCGGUACUUAUAAAUUCAUCCGAGAGGAGGAACAGUGCAUCUUCGAGCACCGAUAUGUGAAAGCAAACGAUACCUUGGGGUUCAUGUUGAUGCUGGCCGUGAUAGUAGGCACAACACAUGUCGUUUAUAUCAAAAUGUUGUGUUUUGUCUACGACCAUCGUAAAAUGAAACCCGCACAGCUGAUCCCGGCCAUCAGCCAAAACUGGACAUUUCAUGGCCCAGGUGCGACAGGCCAAGCGGCUGCCAACUGGAUUGCGGGCUUUGGACGAGGUCCCACUCCACCAACACUGGUGGGCAUCCGACAAGCGUCGCACAACGCCAAUCGAAGGCUAUUAGUUUUGGACGAAUUUAAAAUGGAGAAGCGGAUAGGGAAGAUGUACUACAUGAUAACACUCGCGUUUCUCGUUCUCUGGGCUCCUUACAUCGUUACAUGUUAUCUUCGAGUGUUUGUCAAAGGCAGCACCAUUCCACAGGUCUACCUAACUGCGGCCGUGUGGCUGACUUUUGUCCAAGCGGGAGCCAAUCCAAUUAUCUGUUUCAUUUUCAACAAAGAACUGAGAAUGCGUCUUAGGGCCUGCUUCCCUUUCUGCGUGGGUACCCAAACACCCAUGGAGCCAUAUUGUGUCAUCUGAGGGAACACGUCGCUUUAAUCUGGGUCUGAAACGUGUGAUUCCUCCCCCUUUCAACAGUGCACUCUAUUUUAGCUUUCUGGGGUGGUCCUAAUGGCCCUGCCUGAAAUAAUGACUAUGAUGACUGAAAUAAUUUGAAGAUGUUUCUCACAUAAAUAUAUAUGUAUAUUUGUUUGAAGAUAAUUGUUGAAAUGAACAAAUCAGUGUAUUAUAAUGUAAAUGAUGUACAUUGGUUUUGCUUUUAUCCGUUUCUAUUGGCAAUUAUAUUUGAUAAAAAUCUUGGUAGACUUUGUUUGUGCUAAAAUAUCAAACCUCAGACAUCUGUUGCAAGUGUAUGUAUCACAUGGACGAAUAUGUGGAUGAUUCCCGCUCACAUUCCCUUUAAAACAGACCCACAAACAUCUUCUUUUCGUAUGAUCAAGGACUGUUCGACUCAAUAUGUCAGUGGCAGUGCUGUCAGGAGACAUUUGCAUUGUUUGUACUGAAGAUGAAAUAAACCAUGAUUGAUUAUU
Clupea harengus (Atlantic herring) is the source of this 2635-nucleotide messenger RNA. It is a transcript of the gene gpr27, whose product is annotated as G protein-coupled receptor 27. Lineage: Eukaryota; Metazoa; Chordata; Actinopteri; Clupeiformes; Clupeidae. Gene Ontology annotation, molecular function: G protein-coupled receptor activity. Gene Ontology annotation, cellular component: plasma membrane. The record is from RefSeq and is a predicted model, not a curated record. Gene Ontology annotation, biological process: G protein-coupled receptor signaling pathway.